This is a messenger RNA of Xyrauchen texanus (razorback sucker), 4685 nucleotides long. RefSeq names its product integrin alpha-X-like. Gene Ontology annotation, cellular component: external side of plasma membrane; integrin complex. Gene Ontology annotation, molecular function: integrin binding. NCBI's taxonomy places the organism in Eukaryota, Metazoa, Chordata, Actinopteri, Cypriniformes, Catostomidae. Gene Ontology annotation, biological process: cell-matrix adhesion; cell-cell adhesion; cell adhesion mediated by integrin. The record is from RefSeq and is a predicted model, not a curated record.
GAUGACUGUCUCACCUCAUGCAUUCUCUACAUCUUUUAACAAGUAAUGAUGGACCAGAAUUUCUUGUGUAUCAGCUUGUGUAUCUUGUGUGUGUUUCAAUCAGUUGUGGCAUUCAACAUUGAUCCUGUUAAAUGGAGAAGUUUCAAAGGACCUUCAGAGAGCCAAAACGUUGCCUUUGGCUAUAAGAUAAUACAGAGAGAAUCAUCAAGAGUUAUUGUGAGUGAUCCUCUAAUUCAAAUCAACCAGGAUAGAAGAGGGAAAAUUUAUAGCUGUCCUGUCACACAACAAACCUGCUCACCAUUGGACAUUAAUGUGCCAUCUGAAGCUGUCAACAUGUCUCUUGGACUUUCCAUGAUUCAGGAUCAAAAAUCUUCAAAAUUGGCGAUUUGUGGUCCCACCAUUCCAAAGAACUGUAAAGGAUUCACUUCCUACAAUGGCAUGUGCUUUAUAAGUGAAAACAAUGUGGUUAAACCACCUAUACCAAGCUCUCUAAGAGACUGCCCUGGUCAGAUUGAUAUAGCUUUUUUAUUAGAUGGCUCUGGGAGUGUAGGGUGGAACAAUUUUAACACAAUGAAGAGGUUUGUGGCAAAUGUGAUUAAACGGUUUGCUGGGCGGGAUGCACAGUUUGCCAUUGCACAGUACUCUGUUUAUUGUUCCAUUCACUACGACUUCAUUCAACUCAGUCAAAAAAGCACGUGGGAAGAAAAUGUGAUGAAUAUAAAUUACAUGGGUGGUGGAACCUUGACUGCAAAUGCCAUCAUACAAGUUGUGAAUGAACUAUUUACACCAGUUAGAGGGGCAAGACCAUCAGCAAAUAAAAUCCUGCUUGUUGUUACUGAUGGACAGUCACAAGACGGCGGCAGACUGGCAGAAGCAGAAUCACUGGCAAUGAAAAAGAACAUCAUACGAUUUGCGAUUGGGGUUGGUGCUGCUUUUGAUUAUCCCACUGCAAGAGAGGAGUUGAAUAAAAUUGCUACAGAUCCAGAUAUUGAUCAUGUGUUCAAGGUGACAGACUUUGAUGCACUGAACAGUAUUCUUCAAAAACUAGAAGAGAACAUUAUUGCUAUUGAAGGAACCCAAACAUCUGGUGAUUCCUCCAGAAUGGAGUUUGCACAGGAUGGAUUCAGCACAGCUUUCACAUUAUAUGGAAGUGUGUUACUGAGUGCUGUGGGAGCUUACCAGUGGAAAGGUGGAUAUGAGGAAUAUGCAUAUGGUUCCUUUCAAUCAGGCAGUGAACAUGACAGUUAUUUAGGUUAUUCAAUGGCUAUUGCAACACUGUCAAACAUCCACUUUGUAAUUCUGGGAGCACCAAGAUACAAGCACCAAGGUCAAGUCAUUGUUUCACUACUCAGAAGCAGUUUGGAUAAACUGACACUGGAUCCCCAAGGUUGUUCACUCCCUCAGAUUGGGUCAUACUUUGGAGCUGAGGUGUGUGUGGUGGACUUAAACUCGGAUGCCAUCACAGACCUCUUGUUGGUUUCAGCACCAACAUAUACAGAGGCUGACCGAGAGGGCAAAGUCUUUAUUUACUUCUAUUCACAACGACCGUACUUUACUUUAUCAGAUACGGUUCUGGUGGGCAUGGCAGGGCAGAGAGGACGAUUUGGCUCUUCUCUGUCCAGUCCAGCAGAUCUGAAUGGAGAUGGUUUCAUGGAUGUGCUGAUUGGAGCUCCCUUGGAAGAAGAUGGACAGGGCAGCAUCUACAUUUUUAAUGGAGGAGUAGAUCGAAUAAAUCCAACAUAUUCACAGAGGAUUGCUGGAUCAUCUGUGCAACCAGGUUUGCGGUUCUUUGGGAUUUCACUAAGUCAGUCCUCUCUAGACCAGAGUGGAGACAACCUACCUGACAUUGCUGUUGGGUCCAUGGGAGCAGUUCUAAUUUUCAGGUCCAGACCUAUCAUGCGCUUGGAAACAAAAGUAAUUUACAAACCAUCUAAAAUCCCAACCAGUGAAACAGACUGCCAAAAGACACUGGAAAACACUCUGACAGUGUGCUUCACCAUGAGUGCAUACAAACAUGCCAUAGCAGAUUUGGCUGCAAAAAUUAAUUACACCAUAAAGCUGGAUGCCAGCUGACAGAAAUUUCGAGCAUACUUCUCAAAAGAUAACCGUGUCCUCAAUGAUCAAAUGACUGUUGGGAUGAAGGAAGAAUGCAAGGAUCAUCGUUUCAUCAUAGAUGCUUGUUCAGAAGAUUCCCUGAACCCGUUGUCCAAUCAGUUAACUUUCAUAUUUGAAGGACUUCCAUCUACAAAAAUGGAAGACUUGAGGCCAAUACUCCUGCCAGAGAUAAAAAACACUUCAGAUCACAAUUUGGAUUUUGAGAUAAACUGUGGAACUGAUAACCUCUGUGAGGAUGAAAUCAGAAUGGAUUUCAAUACUUCUGGAUCUACAAACAUAGAGGUUGGGAUCAUGCAAGAGAUUAAUGUGACAGUGUUUGUGGAGAACAGAGGAGAAAACUCGUACAACACUGACUUCACCCUCAAAUACCCCUUUGGACUUUCUUACAGAAGAAUCACCUCUAAACAGGGCAGAGUGGAGUGUGUGUCUCUUGAUGGUGAGCCAGGGGUUUUAUUGGGAGAGACCAUUUGCCACAUCAUCCUUAAAGCCUAUGCUCAGGCUGUGUUUGAGAUUACAUACAUUAUAAAUAGAGAAAGUAUGUUUGGAAAUAAUGUGACAUUUAGUGCUUCGGUCAAAAGUGGGAAUGACAAACACUCUGAAAACAGUGAAUUAUCCAAGGAGAAAACCAUUGGUGUCAAAUACGCCAUCUAUAUUGCCUUGAUUAGGCAUGAAAAUUCCAGCAUCCACAUUAAUUUUACUGCAGAAAAGGAUCUUCAGAGACCAGUGCAACAAAUAUUAAAGGUUGAAAAUGACUUUAGAGAAUUAGCUUUCAAAGUUUUCAUCAGAGUGCCAGUGAAACUGGGUGAUAUUAACAUCUGGACAAAUACAGAUUUACAAAUUUUAGGCUGCAAAAAGAAUAUGUUGGAGCAACCUGUAAUCACCAAUUUUAUGGAAGUUAUUAAAAAUCAACAUGUUGUGAACUGCUCUGUUGCAGCAUGUGAAGUGUUCAGUUGUGAUGUUAAUCUCAUGAAAAAUGAAAGGAAACUCGAUUAUAUAUCUGAAAAUGUGAGCUCUGGAUGGAUUGAGCAGAAUGGGCUCAGAGCUGCUACUUUUCAGUUGGUCAGUACAGCAUCUCUGGAUUAUGACAAGAGCAAAUAUGUUUUCUUCUCCACUGAUUCUCAACACACUGCUAUAACUGUCCAGAUUAAUACCCAAGUGGAGGUGUAUGAGGAGGUGGAUCAGACAAAAGAGGUCAUUGGUGGGGUAAUAGGAGGACUGCUGCUACUGGCCCUCAUCACAGCAGCCCUUUAUAAGGCUGGAUUCUUCAAAAGCCGAUACAAGCAGAUGCUGGAAGAUGCAAAUGCGGAUGCAGGAGGGGAGCCAUUAACAGAACAAUGUUUCCAUCUAUAGAUUUAUUCAAAAUUUAAGUCAUAAUUUUUAUGAAAAAAUGUAAGAUCCUAUAUAAAUUAUGUUCUGCAAACAGUAUGUUAGAAUUUAUCGAUUUUAGAAUGAAACAUGAAAAUCUCUUUAACCACUCAAAGUAACAGAAUCAUUGCACAUGAUUAGAAAAUGUAGAAAGUGUUACAAAAACUGAUAAAGAGUGUGAACUGUAACAGAAAUAUUGGACUGCUUACGCUAGGUUUGCCUACCUCUUUCUCAGCUUUUCAGUUUUUUAUUAUUAUUUUAUUGUAGUUUUUUUUUUUUUUUUCUGAUUUCCAGGUAAAGGGCAUUUUGAGGUCUGGGUGUAUUUUGGGGAGGGAAAAAAGAAUAUUGGGCUGGCAUCAUACUCAGCAUGCUAAACAGCUUCAUUCAAAUAAUUCUGGUGACCAGGCCAUUGAGAACAAAGGUAUAGAGGGAAUAUAGAGGAAUAGAGGGUGAAUAAAGAUAGACACACAGCUAUUCGGUUGGAAUCAUUUUCCAGAUCAACACAUCAUUAACCUAUUCCUAACCAAAUUAAAAUCGCUCCCUUUAUAGUGCACUAUGUGGCAUUCACAAGCUAUAGGGCAUAAUAAAUUAGCGAGAGUGAUAUCGGGCACAGAAAAUGUCUGUCCAAUGAUCACAUUUAUUUAGUCUAUUGUGCAUGUGUAUGUGCUUUUAAAAUUGUCCGAUCGGACGGUUAUUUCCUUUUAAAUAUGCACAAAACCGGUAAAGUUGAAAAAUCUUGUUUUAAUGCAGUGGUUGAUUGACAGAUAGAACUUUCUAGAACUUCUUGGUUUUAUCAGAUUUGCGCUUGAGAAGUAAAAAAACUAAAACAUCAUACGUCAUUUAUAUGCCAUCAUAAUGGAUGCUACACCCCUGGAUGUAGUCCUAGUACUUAAAACAUAAAACAAGAAUGUUGGCUAAAGAUGGCCAUGAUGGAAAACCAUUAUGGAAAAUGUACAACUCAGUCCACCAAAGUGACAAAUAAAAUAUUUUUUCUAGUCUUCCUAUAUCAUUCAUUCAAUAGAGAUCAUUCAUUCCCUAUUUGACCUUUUUUUCCUCAACCACAAGAUGUCACUGUGGCCUCCAAGCUUUACUCUGGAGCACUCUGAGCUUGAUUGCUAUGCUUAUAACCAUAUGGUCAAAUAAAUAAAUCAGAUUUAAAAGUUUAUUUAUUUAUUUCUAAGGACACUUUUUUCAUUUCUUUUUAA